CUCAGUCUGUGACCAGCGCUCGAGCCGAUUCGUUUGGCACAAUCCUUCCUCUGCAAAACGAAACUCACGCUGCGGCUGCAGCUCGUUUUUUUCAUUUCGUUUGUUUUCACUAUCCACACAUUUAACGGCUGCGUUUCUUGCGGUCUGGCUUUCAUUGUUUCGGCCCUCAAACGACUUUUAUCACGUUUACCUUUACGGCUCCUAUCUACGAAACAACGCUUCUUGGGCGAAACGACACGGAAAAAUGGUCGGGACACUGUCGACCAGGCCUUAACUGUCACACAGUUUAGUUUUGUGUUCACACUGCGAGAAAAGCCACAGCAGCGAAUAAGCUAGAGAAGCGAGUCAAAAUUUGUGCAUUUGCGGCCGCCGCCAAAGGGGCUACGUGAGGCACCGUGAUAUAACAGGAGUUGCCGCUCGACUUUCUCCGCCUUUCCUUCUUUGUCUCACUCUCGCUCGCUCGCGCUUCGGAAGUCAAAGUCGCAGUCGGGGUCCCCAUGUGGCAGCUCCAUUGACCAGGAGGCAAGCAAACGGAGCGCCGAAAUUAACCACUGUGCUUUUGGGCCAAUUCGUUUCACAAUUGAGGAAGUGAGCCGCAACUUUUAAAUGAAGAAACAUGGGGAAUGGCAUGAACAAGCACUCACAUAUAUAGGCACACACCUGUAGUUGAAUUGGUAUCUGAUCGCCCCACAAUGAACUGGCACAUGGGAAAGGUCUUGCCGGGACUUUAUGUGGGCAACUACCGCGACUCCAAGGAUCAUGCUCAGCUGGAGAGGUUCAAGAUCUCGCACAUCAUCGCCAUACAUGACAGUCCGCGGCGUCUGCUGCCGGACAAGCACUACCUGUGCGUGAUGGCCUCGGACACGCCGGACCAGAAUCUUUCCCAGUACUUCUCCGUCUGCAACGAUUUCAUCCACGCCGCCCGCCUGCGCGAAGGCAACGUCCUCAUCCACUGCCUGGCGGGGAUGUCACGCUCGGUGACCGUGGCCGUGGCCUACAUCAUGACGGCCACCCACCUCAACUGGAAGGAGGCCCUGAAGGUGGUUCGUGCCGGUCGCGCGGUGGCCAAUCCCAACACCGGUUUCCAGAACCAAUUGCAGGAGUUUGAGCAGUUUAAGCUGUCCGAAGAGCGUCGUCGGCUGAGGGAACGCUUUCCAUCCUCGGCUCUGGAGCAACUGGAUCGCACCAAGGUGGUCACGGCACUGGAUAACUACCAGGAGCUCCUGCAGAAUCGCGACAUCUGCGAGGGUAACUGCUCCCGCGGCGAGAAGUGUCCUACAGGCGUCUGCAAUAUGGACCCCACCAAGGGCUUGUUCCGCCGUCGUCCCUCCAACGCCUCCACCCACUCGCGCCUACGUGCCCAGUCCUCAAAUGCCAACGCCUCGUCCAGUUCGCUCAGCGUCAGCAGUGCCGCCGCCCAGUCCUGCCCCACGUCGCCCAAGAACUCACCGCUCCCGCUGGCCCGCCGCUCGGUGGGCAACGAGCGCAUCCCCGAGGACGAGAUCGUCCUGGAGCAGCCGCCCACCACGUCCCGCGAGGCGGCCGAGUAUGCCGCCGCCUUCGAGGAUGCCCGCCGCGAGUGCAGCGAGCAGCGCCAGCAGCAGCUGGGCCGGAGCCAGCGCUCGCCCCGGCUGGGCAACUCCUCCAGGGAAGCGCCACGGCCGGGCAACUCCUCCAGAGAAACGCCCCGGGUGAGCAGCGCCGGCAGCCGGAGGGAGUCCGCCGCCAGGGAGGGGAGUGGCACCGCCCAGCUGCAGCGCAGUGCCAGCACGGUCAGCGGCUUCGGAGUGCGUCCGCGGAGUAGUCCGGCUGGUCUGCACGCCUAUACGGGCUCGGUUCCUUCCUCCGUCCACGGGUCUCGAGUGGAUCUGCGGGAUGCCGACAAGGGAUCGGCCAUCUACCUGGGCUGCUCGGCACCGAGAGCCUCCACCCUGUCUAUAUCCUCGUCGAGGGGCUCGUCGGGUGGCUCUGCCCCGCCCUCGCCCUGCCACACGCCCCCCGUUAGUCCACGUCAUGGCGUGAAAAGAUCCACCAGCCUGGUGAAGAAGCCGAGAUGAAGUCCCCAGCCAGUCCUCACAAGGCGAGGAGGUUUUUUUUUUUCAAAGAAGAAGAGUUGCCUAGGCAUCCGAACUGUAACUAUAAAUCUGUAGUCCCUAAGCAACUGGCACCCACUUUGGCUAAAAUGCGCGCGUGACCUGCAGACUUGUUUGGAAGAGGACCACGAAUUCCGUCGAUUGGUCGGAUUUGUGGGAUCCUCGAGUAGCUUACUAUUGUUAGACGCUAGGGCUGAGACAUCCUUCGUUACCGGCUUUGGCUACCAAAAGUUGUUGAUCAAUUUUUAAAACACCGCAUUCGGGGCACUGGCCUGCGAGUGCAGCCUGAAUCAAAUGAAAUCAAAUGUUGAGAGAUUAUUUUUCAGAGACGCAUUUAAGAAAUACCGACAUAUACAUAUACACACAUAUUUACUGUAUAUUAUAUAUAGCGUAUUUAUUUAUACGAGCAGAUUUGUUGUCGGUCGUUCCACUUGGAAGGACUGAUUCCCCGGUUAUCCCAAGGUAUUGGCCAUUUGUUAGUUUUGUACCGAGAGUUGGCCGUCAAAGCGAUUGCGGAGACAGUCGAACAAUAAUAAUUGAGAAUUGCGUAUUUUUGAUUAUAACCAUUGUUGUUGCAAAUAUUUUGAUAGCGAACAAAAAAAAAACAAACAAAUUCGGGGAAACCCGAGAGAAGCGUUAUAUACAUUCAUACCUAGUUGAUAUAGUAAAGACAUAUGAGAUUUGAGAUUGUUAUUUAGAAUUGUUGCAUUGUGUAGCAUUGAAUAUAUAAACAAAGUUUAUUAGAUCA
Drosophila gunungcola (fruit fly) is the source of this 2841-nucleotide messenger RNA. RefSeq names its product dual specificity protein phosphatase CDC14AB. The coding region runs from base 693 to 2057 and encodes 454 amino acids. The transcript is spliced from 8 exons. Gene Ontology annotation, cellular component: cytosol. NCBI's taxonomy places the organism in Eukaryota, Metazoa, Arthropoda, Insecta, Diptera, Drosophilidae. The record is from RefSeq and is a predicted model, not a curated record. Gene Ontology annotation, molecular function: protein tyrosine/serine/threonine phosphatase activity. Gene Ontology annotation, biological process: protein dephosphorylation.